Paramecium primaurelia is the source of this 14729-nucleotide messenger RNA. Lineage: Eukaryota; Ciliophora; Oligohymenophorea; Peniculida; Parameciidae. The record is from the annotation of a GenBank genome assembly.
AUGGAUGAAAUUCUUUAUUUUUAUGAUGAGGAAGAGGUAUCUAUAAUCAAUUUAAGUUAAGAAUACAUUUUAAGGUGUUGAUGCUUUAAAAUAGAUGGGAAAUGUUAGAUAAGUAUGUAAGGGAUUCCUCAAAAAUUAGUAUCAAAUUUUAUCAGGUAUUUUUGUUUGUUAGUUGGUUUAGAGAAUGGAUGUGUUUACUAUUUAGAACUUGGGAAAUCAUUUUAUAAGAUUCCUACUUGGAAUUGUAAAGUGAAACAAAUAGCAACAAAUGAAUCAGUUACUUUGUUGUUAACCUACUCAGGAUAGUUAUUUGGAUUUGGAGAGGAUAAAUUGUAAUUAGGUAUGAUUCAUAAUUACUUUAGGUUUGUUGGGCAAUGAGAAAUGCUAUAUUUCCUAAAGCCCAAUAAAGAUCGGUAAUGAUUACAAGAGCAUAUCGUUAUCUUCUAACAUUGGAUGUUGUUUAGAUUAUAAAGGAUAAGCUUGGAUAUGGGGGAAUACUCCUUUGGGAAGAAGUGAUAUUCCAAUAAGAAUAGAAGGAAGGUUUAUAAAGAUCUGUGCUGCAAAAGAUUAUGUUAUUUUUACUGAUUAACAGGCUUAAGUUCAAGUAUUGAGUGAGAUAUUUAAAUUAUCAAAUGAAUACUUUACUUGUAAAAAUAUGUGGACAAUUUCAAGAGCUGAACAGAUAGAUACAAAUUAUUUAAUCGUGAAUGAGAUUUUACCAAAUGACAGAUAUUCAAUCCUAUUAUCUAGUAAUUAUUCAAUAUAAAAAUAGAUAAAAAUCGUAUGUUUCUAUUGAUUAACAAUAAUGGAAGAUAUAUAGUAAGAAGAUUGGCAAUAAAUAUAAGAAUCCAUCAUUUAUAAUAGACUAACUACUACAUCUAUUGUUUUACUGAAGAAUGCCGAUUAAUUAAAAUUGAUAAGGCAAAUCUUUAUACCAAUGAAAGCAAUGAAUUAUAACAAAUUAAUGAAUAGAUAAGAUUCCAACUACCAGAACAUGAAUUAAAGCAUUUAAGUUCAAUCCAACCAAUUUUUGCUACUAAAUAUGCUUUCAAUUUACCUGCAUUUAUUGUUGAUAAAAGAAGAUUUAAUGAAGGAAUAUCAGUGUUAAGAUAAUAACAUAUUGAAGUAGAUGUUCAAGCUCAUCUAAGAUCAACAGAAACUAAAUUAUCUAUUAUAAAAUAAAUUUCUCCUAUAAAAAGUUCAAAACAAUUAUUCUCAUCUCGUGUUAUGAGUAAAUCUAGAACUUUAAUUGCAUCUCCAAUUUAGAGAUUCUAUUAUUCACCAUAAUAACAAGAAAAAAUUCAUCAUUUCUAAACUCCAAAAAAAGGAGCUCCUAUUACACCAGCAAGAUAUGUACAAACAUUCCUUACUUAACAUUCUCCAAGUCCCAUUGCCAAAUCUUUUUUAUAAGAAUAAAGGGAUAAUAAUCAUUAAAUUUCUACUGUUAAAAAAGCUAAUUUAUUAAGAUUACUCAUUUAAGAUAUUUAAAAGUCCAUUAAUAAACUUGGUAAUUUAUAAUAAGUUCCAAUUGAUAUGAGAGAUCGCACUCAUUCAAGAAGAAGCAGUUCUGUUCAUUUAGAUUAAGUUUAAUCCAUGAUUGUCGAAUUAGGAAAUGCACAAUAAAGAAAUAAUAGCCAAGAAAAAACUAAUAAAUUAAAUAAUUCAUUUAAUAGUAGAGUAUCUUAACAUGAUAAUAAAAAUACAAAUGCAAGUUCACUCUUUCAAUCUGAGUAGGAUUUAAUUGAAGAAUUAAGAGCUUCAGAACCUUUAGAUAUGAUAGAAGAAGAAUAUUUAGAAUAUGAUGAAGAAACUGACUAAGUUAAAAGAGUUUUAAUAAGAAGACCUAUUGAUUAAGAUUAUGAAUAUGGUAAUAAUCUCAAAUAAGAUAUGGGUGAUGGUAAAAUAUUAGUAUCUAGAAAAUUGGUUAAUGUUACAGAUGAAGAAGGAUGGAAUAAAUAAGAAAAUGGAGAACUUAAAAAAGUUAUUAGUGAAUAAGAACCUUAAAGAUAUAUUGAAGAAGAAAUUCUUAUUGAAAAUCCUAAAACUGGCUAAUUGAUUAGAAAAAUAGUUAGAAUACCGUAUAAUGAUUAAAAUGUUAAAUUAGGAGAAGGAUUAAAUGAGGUUAAUGCUCAAGGAUAAAGAAUUAUUGGUCGUCGAAUUGUAGCAAAUGAAUAUUCUACUGAAUAGUUAGAUUAAGAAGGAUGGGUUAUAAAAGAAUCAAAAUUAGAAAGAAUACUUGGUAAUAGAGAACCAAAUAAAUAUGUUGAAGAAGAAUUAUUAGAAGUAAAUCCAUAAACAGGUUAAAUAGAAAGAAAAAUCAUUAGAAGAAAAUAUGACAAAAAUAGAAAAUUAGAAGAAGGAUAAAAAUUAGUAUCAAGUAGAAUUGUAGAUAAUAUAUAAUCAUCUAAAUAAUUGGCAUAGGAUGGAUGGGAAUGUAAUUUUAAUUUAGGAAUUGCAUAAAAAUAUAUAUAAAAUGAAGAUGAAGUUUUUUAUAUUGAAGAAGAAAUCUUAAUUGUAUCUUAAAAGAAACAAGACAGAAAAUUAAUUAGGAAAAUCUAUUUUGAUGAAUAAUCUCUAAAUAAAGUUUAGUAAGAAUUUGGAGAAAAUUUGUAUGAAAUAUAAAUAUAAGGAAUUAGAAUAAUUGCUAGAAGAAUUAUUAAAGGUGAGAAAUAAAUUGAAAAAGAUUGGAAAUAUUAUUCAGAUAAAUAAUAUUGGGAAAAAGUAAUUAGUCAAGGGGAGUCAUGUAAAUAUAUAUAAGAAACUAUUAUUGAAAUAGAUUUUGAUAAUUAUGAAUAAACUAAAAAAUAAAUUAGAUUUGAUUUAGAAGUUAAUGAAUAAUAAUUAAUACUUGGAGAUCAAUUAGAUGAAAUAUAAUUUGAUGGAAAUUAAAUUAUUUCUAGAGAAAUAGGUGAUAAUAUUGAAUCAACAAUUUUUCUUAGAGAAUAAGGUUGGAUUAAAAAUAGAAGUGGAUAAUUAGAAAAAAUAAUCUCUAUUGAUAAAAUAUUAAAUUUUUAUGAGGAAGAGAUUUUAAUAUAAAAUUUAUCAGCUGGUAAGUAAUAAAGAAAAUUAAUUCGAAGACCUAUUUUAGAAGAUGGAGAAAAAUGUUAAUUAGGAGAUGACUUAAAUGAAAGAAUUACUGAUGAUUAAGUUGUAGUAAGUAGAAAAAUAGUUAAAAAUGAUGGUAAUAUUGAAAAUUGGAAGAAAAAUGAAAUUACAAGAAAUCUAGAAAAAAUAUUAAUUUAAAGUGAACCUAUUGAAUUUAUUGAAGAAGAAGUACUAACAUUUAAUUAAUAAACUGGAACUAUGAUUAGAUAAUUAAUCAAAAGACCAUCUGUUAAUAAAGAUAAAAUUUAAUUUGGUAAUUUGAAAGAAGUUGAUAAGGAUGGUAAUAUAAUUGUUAAACGUACACUUGUACCUAAUUUAAAAUUACUUGGUUCAGAUUGGACAAGAGGAUCUAUGGGAUCAUAUAGAUAAACUAUAGCUGAAGAACCUGAAGAAUAUGUUGAAGAAGAAAUUAUUGUGAUUAAAAAUGGAAAAUAAGAAAGAAAAUUAGUUAGAAGACCAUUUAUUUAAGAUGAUUUAUAAAGAAAUUAUGGAGAUGACAUUAAUGAUACUAAUUAAAAUGGAGAAAGAGUAGUUGCAAGAAGAGUUGUUGGAAAUGAUCAAUCUAAAGAAUAAUUAGAAUAAUAAGGAUGGAAAUUAAAUGAGAAUGGAGAAUUAGAAAUUAAAUAAAUUGAACCUACUGAAUAUCUUAUUGAAGAAAUUCUUAGUUUUAAUAAAGAAACUGGUAAUUAUGAAAGAAAAAUGAUUAAAAGAUAAAUGACUAAAUAAGAUGAAAAAUUAAAUUUUGGUGAAAAUUUAACUGAAGUAGACAAAAAUGGGAAUAAAAUAUUAUCUAGAUAAGUAAUUUAAAAUCUUUAAUCUCUUAAUAAAUAGAAGGAAGAUGGAUGGAUUGAAUAAAAUGGAAAUUUUGAGAAAAUUAUUAAUAUUUAAGAACCUGAAAAAUAUAUAGAAGAAGAAGUGAUCUUAUAAAAAAAUGGAAUUUAAGAAAGAAAACUAAUUAGAAGACCAUACAAUAAUCAAUAAGUUAAUAUAGGAGAAAAUUUAAAUGAAGAUCAUAAUGGAAUGAAAAUUGUCUCGAGAAGAAUUGUUUCUAAUGAUUAAUCCUCUUUAUAAUUGUAAAAUGAAAAAUGGAUUAGAAAUAAUAAAGGUUAAUUAGAAUUAUAAAUAUCAAAAUCUGAACCUUAAUAAUUUAUUGAAGAGGAAGUUUUAGCAUAUAAUUAAGAGACUGGCUAGUUGGAAAGAAAAUUAAUUCGUAGAUAAUAUAAUCCAAAUAAAGAUGGUAAAUUAUAAACUGGUGUAGAAUUAAAUGAAUUUGAUUCCAAUGGAAAUAAAAUAUUAUCUAGAUCAAUCAUUGAUAAUACUAAAUCAUUCAAAUCUAAUCAAUAAGAUGGAUGGACUUCUUAAAAUAAUGGAACUUAAAUUAAAGUAAUUUCAUCACGUGAGCCUGAAGCAUACAUAGAAGAAGAAAUUCUUGUUAUAAAUCCAAAAACAGGAAAGUAAGAAAGGAAAUUAAUUAGAAAACCUUAUUAUCAAGAAGAUCUUGAUAUUGGAGAAUCAAUUAAUGAAAUUAAUGAUGGAUAAAGAGUUGUUGCUAGAAGAAUAGUAUAAAAUGAUCAAUCAAUUUAUGGAUAACAAAAUUGGUAAUAAUAAAAAGGAUAAGAAAUCUAAGAGAUUAUUCUUAAUGAGGAACCUACUUAAUACAUAGAGGAAGAAAUAUUAAUCAAAAAUAAAAAUGGUUAAAUUAUUCGAUAAAAAGUUAGAAAACCUUAUGAUCCAAAUAAAAAAAUAUAAACAGGAAAUGUUCAUGAAUAACUUUAAGAUGGAACUGUUGUUGUUAAUAGAAAGAUAGUUGAUAAUAAUUUUUCAUAAGCUGAAAUGAAAAAUUGGAAAACUGAUAACAAAGGAUAAUUAGUUUAAGUUAUUAAUUAAAAUGAGCCAGAACGUUAUAUAGAAUAAGAAGUUUUAAUUAUAAACCCAAAAACUGGAAAACAAGAAAGAAAAUUAAUCAGGAAACCUUAUACUAAUCAAAAUGAAGAUAUAGGAGAUGAUUUAAAUGAAUCAAUAGGUCCUAAUACUAAAGUAAUCUCAAGAAGAAUAGUUUCAAAUGAUCAUUUUUCUGAUGAUUGGUAAUUUAAUAAUGGUCAAUAUGAACAAGUUUUAAAUAAUAACGAACCUGUAAAAUAUCUAGAGGAAGAAGUUUUAGUUAAAAAUAAUUAGACUGGAAAAUUAGAAAGGAAAUUAAUUAGAAGACCAUACUAAAAAGAUUAAAAAUUAGGCGAUAAUUUAAAUGAAUAAAAAAAUGGUGUUACUGUAUUAAGUAGAAAGGUUGUUGAUAAUAGAUCAAGAUAAGGAUGGGAAUAAAAGGGAUAGAAUCUUGAGAAAAUCUUAAAUGAUAAUGAAGUUGAAGAAUACAUUGAAGAUGAAAUCAUCAUUUAAAAUAAAAAAACUGGUAAAUAAGAGAGAAAAUUGAUUAGAAGAAAUGUAAAUGAUCCUCCUCCUAAAGAAGGUAUUAUUGUAUCAAGCAAAAGAGUUUAAAAUACGGAAACUAAUGAGUAAUAAAAAUAAGCUGGUUGGAUUUAAUAAGAUGGUUAACUUGUUAAAGUAAUUGCUAAGAAUGAACCUACUAAAAUGAUUAUAGAAGAAGUUUUGUAAUAUAAUGAUGAAACAGGUUUAAUGGAAAGAAAAUUAAUAAAGAGACCAUAUGAUCCAAAUAAUAAGAAGUAAGAUAUAUAAAAUGGAACUGUAUUAUCAAGAAAAAUUGUUGAUAAUGUUGAGGCUUAAGAUUAAGGAUAAUAAUGGGUAUUAAAGAAUGGAUAAUUUGAAUAGAUUUUGUGUGAUGAUGAACCUGAAUAAUUUAUAGAAGAAGAAAUAAUAAUUAUAAAUUAAAAAACUGGAAAAUAAGAAAGAAAAUUAAUAAGAAGACCUUUGAAAAAUGAUGAAGAUCCAGAUAUCGGAGAAUCUUUAAAUGAAUCAAUAGGAAAUGGAAAAAAAGUUGUAGCUAGAAGAAUUAUCUAAAAUAAUCAAACCAGUGAAGAGCUUCAAUAAUGGUAAAAAAAUGGAGAUAUUAUGGAAAAAUAAUUAGCUGCGGAUGAGCCUGCUAAAUUUAUUGAAGAAGAAAUUCUUGUCCUUAAUCCAGAAACUAAAUAAUUAGAGAGAGUUCUUGUUAGAAGAUAAUAUGAACCAUGCUAAGUUGGAUAAGUUAGUGAAACUGAUAAGAAUGGUAAUAAAAUAGUUUCAAGGAGAAUUGUUGAAAAUGUUGAGUCUUCAUAAAAUGGAUGGUAAAAAGUUAAAGGAAUUUUGAAAAAGGUUGUUGCUGUUGAACCAGUUAAAUAUAUUGAAGAAGAAGUCUUAAUUAUAAAUUAGAAGACAGGAAAGCAAGAAAGAAAACUUAUUAGAAGACCGUUGAAGGAUGGGUAGGAUCCUGGAGAACUAGGAGAUUCAUUGAAUAUAUCUUCUGAAGAAGGUUAUAAAAUUGUAUCAAGAAAGAUAGUAGAUAAUGAUCAAGCUAAAGAAGCAAUGUACGAAUGGACUGAAGUUGAUGGUGUAAAAAUUAAAAAGAUAGGAGUUGAACCAAUCAAAUUUAUUGAAGAAGAGGUGUUAGUCUUAAAUCCAGAGACUGGUAUGAUGGAAAGAAAGAUUAUCAAAAAGCCUUAUAAUCCUUCGGUUAAAGUUGGAAAUAAUCUUAAUAUUUAAGAUUCUUAAGGGAAUUUAGUACUCUCAAGAAAGGUAGUUGAAAACAAUUAAUCAACAUCAAAAUCUUAAUGGAAAUAAGGACAAACAGAAAUAUUUAUUCAAGAAGAGCCAGCCUAGUAUAUCGAAGAAGAGAUUCUAGUUUUGAAUCCUAAAAAUGGAUAAUAGGAACGAAAAAUAGUCAGGAAACCAUAUUAUGGAGAAGAUAUUGAAUUGGGAGAUGAAUUAGAUGAAGAAGUGUCUAAAAAUUAACAUGUAGUAGCAAGGAGAAUUGUUAACAAUGAUUAAUCACUUGAUUUAUUAAAAUAAUGGAAAAAAUAAGGGGAUGAGUUAGUUAUGACAAUCAGUUCUAAUGAACCAACUUAAUAGAUUGAAGAGGAAGUCUUGGUUCUUAAUCCUGAAACUGGUAUGAUGGAAAGAAAAAUAAUUAGAAGAGAUUAGAAUUCAUCACCUUAAUAUGACAAAGUAAUUUCAAGAAAAGUAGUCGAUAAUAGAAAGUCAUCUAUUGUUCUUAAUAAAUAAGGAUGGAAAUAAACUAAUCCUGGUACAAUUGAAGUUGUUUUAGGAGAAGAACCUGAAUAAUAUAUUGAAGAAGAGAUAAUUCAAGCGAAUCCUAAAACUGGUAAAUAGGAAAGAAAAUUAAUUAGAAAGCCAUAUUAUGGAUAAGAUAUUGAGAUUAGUGAUGAAUUGAAUGAAUCAAUAGGUGGAGGUUAGAGAGUAGUAUCAAGAAGGAUAGUUGAUAAUGAUGCAUAAGUAAAUUGGGAGAAGAAGAAUGAUUAAUAUGAGUUGAAAAUAGCAAAUACAGAACCAAUAAAAUUUAUAGAGGAAGAAGUGGUUUGUUUUAAUCCAAAAACUGGAAUGGUAGAAACAAAAAUAAUAAGAAGGCCAUAUCAAAAGAAUGCAAAAUUAGGAAGUGAAUUAUAUGAAGAGACAAAUGAUGGUGUUGUCUUAUCUAGAAAGGUAGUUGAUAAUUUUGAAUCAAUAAAAAAAUAAGAAGAAUGGGAAAAGGGUUAAGAUGGUAACAUGAUGAAAAUAAUCUCAACGAAGAAACCUGAUUAGUUUAUUGAAGAAGAAGUUAUCAUAGUCAAAAAUGGAAAAUAGGAAAGAAAGAUUAUUAGAAAACCAAUAUUAUAUGAUUAAUAAGUAGAAGAAUCUGAUGAUCUUAAUUAAGACAUCGGAAAUGGAUAGAGAGUACUUUCAAGAAAAAUAGUCAAAGGAGAAGAAGGAAAGGAGUUUGAAUUAAAAAAUGGAGUUUUUGAGAAGUAAAUUUCAAAGAAUGAACCAACUAAAUUCAUAGAGGAAGAGAUUCUAGUUUAUAAUGAAGAAACUGGAAUGAUGGAUAGAAAAUUAAUAAGAAGACCAUUUACAGAAGGACAAAGAUAGUAUGACGAAAAUGGAAAUAAAAUUUUAUCAUCAAAAGUGAUUGAUAAUAAUAAAUCAUUAAAUUCAAUGUAAGAAUGGAAUUCUAGUAAAAAUGGAUAAAUAGAAAUUGUAUUAUCAGCUGAACCAGAAUAAUAUUAUGAAGAAGAAGUUCUUAUUUUUAAGAAUGGAAAGGCUGAAAGAAAAUUAAUUAGAAAACCAUGUAAUGGGUAAUCCUUGAAUUUAGGAGAUGAUUUAAAUGAAACUGAUGGACAAAUGAAAGUACUAUCAAGAAAGAUUGUAAAUAAUGAAAUGACAACUACUUAAAAAUAAUAGUGGAAUUAAUAAUAAAAUGGAUGUUUAGAGAAGGUUCUAUCUUAAAGUGAACCUAUAAAAUAUAUUGAAGAAGAGAUCUUGGUUUGCAAUGAGGAAACUGGAUUGAUGGAGAGAAAAAUAAUUAGAAGACCAUUCACCUAAAAGGAUGCUUAAUUAAAAUAAGGAAAUAAUCUAACAGAAGUUAAUUCAUAAGGUGAUAGAAUAGUAUCAAGAAAAAUUGUUGAAAAUGCUUUAACUGAAGAAAAGAAAUAAGAGUGGGUAACAGAUAAAAAUGGAAAGAUGGAAAAAACUAUCUCAUAAGAACCAUUAUAAUAUAUUGAAGAAGAAGUUUUAGUUAUCAACAAAGAUGGAAAAUAAGAAAGAAAAUUAAUAAGAAAACCAUAUUAUGGAUAAGAUUUAUAAAUUGGUGAAGAAUUGAAUGAAGGAAAUGGAAAUACUAAAAUUAUAGCCAGAAGAUUAAUUGAUAAUUAAUAAUCAAGUUAAGAAUUAUAAAAAUGGUAAAAGAAAGGAGAUUAAAUGGAAUUAAUAUUAGUUAAGGAAGAACCAACUUAAGUUGUAGUUGAGGAAGUACUUAUGUAUAAUUCAGAAAAAGGCGUUAUGGAAAGAAAGUUUAUUACAAGACCAAUAAACUCUAAGGAAAUUGAUGAUCCAAAUGUCAAAGUAUUAUCAAGAAAGGUUGUCGAUAAUCUAAAGAGUUAAUAAUUAGGUGAGUAAGUGAUUGCAGAAGAACCUGAACAAUAUAUUGAAGAAGAAAUCAUAACUAUAAAUCCAAGAACUGGUAAAUAAGAAAGAAAACUCAUAAGAAGACCAUAUUAUGGAGAAGAAAUAGAAUUGGGUGAUGAUAUGGAUGAAGCUGGACAAAAAGGAGAGCGAAUCAUUUCAAGAAGAAUAGUAGAAAAUGAGGAGACUACUGAGGGAUUAAAAGAGUGGAAAUAAUAACCUGAUGGAUCAAUGGUUAAAAUUCUAGCUUAGAAUGAGCCUGUAAAAUAUAUUGAAGAAGAAAUUUUGGUUUUGAAUCCUGAAACUUAAUAGAUGGAAAGAAAGCUCAUUCGUAAACCAUAUAAUCCAAAUGCUAAAUUAGGAAAUGUUAAGGAAACUGAUUAAGAUGGGAAUGUAAUUGUUUCAAGAAAAAUAGUUGAGAACAAAUAGUCAUAACGAAGAUGGACAGUAAAAUAGGAUGGAAAAUUAGAAUAAGUAAUUUCUAAAGCUGAACCAAUUUAAUUUAUUGAAGAGGAAGUCUUAGUUCUUAAUCCUAAAACAAAUCAAAUGGAAAGGAAAAUCAUUCGUAGACCUAUGUAAGCAGGUGAUUCAGAAUUGGAUACUGGAGAUUCUUUGAAUGAAUCUAGAGGUAAUUAAAAGGUUGUCGCAAGGAGAGUUGUAUAAAAUGAAUAAUCUCAAGAUUAACUUUAGAAGGAAGGAUGGAUAAUUGAUAACAAAUCAGGGUAAAUGGAGUUGGUUUCUAAAGAACCUAUUAAAUAUAUAUAAGAGGAGAUACUAGUAUAAACAGAGGAUGGAUAAUUGGUAAGAAAAUUAGUCAGAAAACCUUUUAAUCCCAAAUUAAAAAUAGGAACAAAUUUAUAAGAAACAGAUAAUGAUGGUAAUAGAGUUUUAUCAAGGACAGUUAUUGAAAAUAAUUAAUCAUUGGCUAGUUUGUAAGCUGAUGGAUGGAAUGUUUAGAAAUAAGAAAAAGUGAUAUCUUAAGAACCUUUGUAAUAUAUUGAAGAGGAAGUUAUUAUUGUGAAUCCAAAGACAGGUAAACAGGAAAGAAAGAUUAUAAGAAAACCUUAUUAUAAUGAAAAUGUAGCUAUUGGUGAUUAAUUAAAUGAAGUAAAUGGUGGAUAGAGAGUAUUAGCAAGAAGGAUAGUGGAUAAUGAAUAAUCUCUAAAUUAAUUGAAUGAAGAAGGAUGGAAAAUGAAAGAUGGAAAUUUGGAAAUAACAAUGACAGAGCCAUCAUAAAUGAUUGAAGAAGAAAUAUUAGUUUAUAAUGAAGAAAGUGGAUUAUAUGAACGUAAAUUAGUAAGAAGAUAAUAUGAUGCAAAAAGAGAUUCCACUUUAUAAUUGGGCUAAUUGAAGGAGUUUGAUCAAAAUGGAAAUAAGAUUCUAUCAAGAAGAAUAGUAGAGAAUGUAGAAUCGAGUUAAUAAUUACAAAAGGGUGGAUGGGUUAAUCAUUAAGGAGUUUUAGAGAAAACAAUAAAUGUUCAGGAACCUGAUAAAUUUAUAGAGGAGGAAGUAUUGAUAAUAAAUCCAAAGACAGGUAAAUAGGAAAGAAGAUUGACAAGACGACCAUAUUAACCAGGAGAUGAAAAAAUGGAAAUGGGAGAUAAUAUUCUAGAUUAAUAAGGUGGAAAAAAGAUAGUAUCAAGACGUAUAGUAGAGAAUGAUAGUUCAUCUGAAUUUUAAUUGUAAUAAGGAUGGAAAUAAAUAUCUGCUGGAAUGUUUGAAGUAUAAUUGUGUGCAGCUGAACCAGUCAAAUAUAUUGAAGAGGAGAUUUUAAUUGUCAAUAAGUAAACGAAAUAAAUGCAAAGGAAACUUAUUCGAAGAUAAUACACUAUUAAAGAUUAAAAUCUAAAAUUAGGGGAUGAUAUUAAAGAGAAAGAUGCAUAAGGAAAUAGAAUUUUAGCAAGACGUCUGAUUGAAAAUGUUUAAUCUUUAACUUAAUUGAAAAAAGAAGGAUGGACAAAAUUAGCUGAUGGAACAUUAGAAAAAAUAUUAUCAGCUAUAGCUUAAAAAUUCAUUGAGGAAGAGAUUUUAGUGUAUAAUCCAAGAACAGGGAAGUAAGAAAGAAGAUUAACAAGAAGACCUGUAAUGUUGGAGGAUGAUAAAUUUAAAGUUGGAGAAUAGAUUAAUGAAUAAUUGAAUGAUGGUACUAAAGUAGUAGCUAGAAGAAUUGUUGAUAGUGAUUUUGCAUUUACUAGUUGGUAAUAAAAUGAUGAAGGAGUGUUGAUUCAUUAAAUAAGUGAAGCUGAACCAAUGAAAUAUAUAGAGGAGGAAGUUUUGUAAGUGAAUCCAGAGACAGGGAUGAUGGAAAGAAAAUUGAUUAGAAGACCAUAUAAUGAUUAAAAUUUGAAUUUGGGAUAAAAUAUUAAUGAAAGUAAAGAUGAUGGUACAAUUGUAUUAUCAAGAAAAUUAGUUGAAAAUAAUGGGUCAUUAGCUUAAUGGAGAAGAGAAUCAGAUGGUAAAUUGGUAAAAGUAAUUAAUCAUGAAGAACCAGAACAGUACGUUGAGGAGGAAAUUAUAACGAUUAAUCCAAAAACAGGUAAACAAGAAAGAAAAUUAAUAAGAAGACCAUUUACAGAAGAUGAUAGAAAUGCAAUUAUUGGAGAUUAAAUAAUUGAUGAAAUUAAUAAUGGAUAGAAGGUUAUAUCAAGAAGAAUAAUUUCAAAUUUAUGUUCAAGUGAUGAUUGGAAAUAAAAUGAGGAUGGACAUUUUGAGAUUGUUGUUGCAUCCUAAGAACCAAUAAAAUUUAUAGAAGAAGAAGUUCUAUCAUAUAAUGAAUAGACUGGAAUGAUGGAAAGAAAAUUAAUUAGAAGAGUAUUUUCAGCAUCAGCAUAAUUAGGUAAUAAUUUAUAAGAGACAGAUGAUAAAGGAAAUAUUGUUAUUUCAAGAAGAGUGGUUGAGAAUUUGUUAUCUUCAGAAUAAUAAAAGAAAGAUGGAUGGAAAGAAAAUUAAGGAAAUUUGGAAUUGUUAUUGAAUGCAUAAGAAUCAUUGUAAUUAGUUGAAGAAUAAGUAUUAAUUAGAAAUUCAGAGACUGGCAAAUAAGAAUUAGUAUUAAGACGUCGUCCAUAUGUAGAAGGUGAAGAAUUAAUUAAUCCAAGUGAUGGAUUAUUAUUGUCUAGAAAAAUAAUAAAAAAUAAUUAAUCAUAAGGAUAAUUAUUUAAUGAAGGUUGGAGUAAAACAAAUGGAUAAUUAGAGAAAAAGAUUCAUAAUGUAAUUAAUCCAAUAUUAUCAAAUAAAUUGAUUCCAGAUGAUCCUACUUCAUUAUAUUAUCUUGAAGAAGAUCAUAUUUUGACAAAUCCUAAUACAUAAGAAUAAGAAAUACAUGAACUUAAAUUUCCAUAUUAAGGUAAUUAACAUUUGAAGAUUGGAGAGGGUUUAAGAGAAAGAGAUGAUUCAGGUAAUCAAAUUAUUGCAAGAAAGAUAGUCACUAAUAUAGAUCCUGAUUAUAAUCCUUAUUAAGAUGUAGAGGAAAUUACAGAGAUAAUUGGAAGUGGAAAAGUUAAUGAAUUUUAUGCACUUUAGAAAUUGGUUAAUAUUACUGAGGUUAUAAUAAGUAAGAAUUUAAAUGAGAAAUAACCAAAUGGAUUUAUCAUUAGAUCCAGAAUUGUUAUUAAUGAAUAUUAAAAGACUUAAUAAUAAGGUUGGAGAAAAUUAAGUGAAUCAGAAAUACCACAAGGAAUAAGAUAAUGGAAUUAGAAUAAAAGAUCAAUGUAUUAAAUUGAUGAAGAUAGUUAAGAACAUAGAGAUUCUUAAUAUAGAUCAGUUGAUGAAUAAAAUUAAAUUAGAAUUUUGGAUUAAAAAUUAAGUGUUAAUGGAAAAUAUGUAGAGGAAGAGAUUUUGAUAAAGAAUUAACAUACUAAUAAAUAUGAGAGAAGACUUUAAAGAAGAUAUACAAAUGAAAAUACAUUUGGUGAUGAUAUAGAUGAAUUAAUAUAAGAUAUUAAAUAUCUGGCUAGAACAGAAGUUUAAUUUUAAUUAGAAUUAACAAAGUAAGGAUGGAUUGAAGUUGGUAAUUAAAUAUUAUAAAGAGUUAUUGCUAAAAAUGAGACAUUAUAAAUGAUUGAAGAGGAACUAUGUAAUAAAGAAAAACAUGUAUAAAUGUUCAUUCUAAAACCUUAUAAAAAUGAAUAGAUUUAGAUAGGUGAAAUGGAUGAAUUAUAAGAAAAUGGUUUACAUUUAGUCAAAAGAUAAAUUAUUAAUAAUAGAUCUUUGGCAUAUUAUAAAAAUAAUGAUUUUAUUAAGAAUAAAGAUGGAACCUAUAUUAAAUAAAUUAAAGGUGGUAUCACUAUGAAGAUUCCAAAAUAUCAAGAAUAAAAUUUUGUAAGAAGACCUACAUAGAGAUUGUCUUAAAUUUAAUAAAUUGAAUAACACAAUAAUAAUAUAAUUAAGAUAGGAAUAACAGAAAAUGGAUAAGAUGAACCUGCAAUUGUAAAUAGAACUACAAAUUCUGAUAUUUCAGAAACUGAUAAGAUGUUUCUCAAAUAAUUAGAAAGAGGAUCUAAGAAAGAUAGAUCAAAUAUAUAUUAAAAUAUUCUGAAUGAUGAAUAAUUGAGAGGUAGAAUCAACUCAGAUAAGAAUAAUAAGAGUCCUUCUUCACCUUUUAGUGAAUGUGCAAUACCAAAUAAAGGUAAAAUAUUAUCAAAAGUAUUGAAUAAAUUCAUUAAAACUUCAUUAUCUCAAGCAAUGAAUGAACUUUAAUUAAUUUAUUUAGCUUAUAGAUAAAAGAAGAGAUAAACUUAUUAAAGAAAUUCUACUAAUUUAACAAAUAUUCUAGCCAAUUUAUUUUAUCGUUAAUCUUUUGACACUUUAAUUGAGCACAUGUAAAAAAAUGUUAUUGAAUUUGAUGAAGAUGAUGUUAUUAAAUAUAAUGAAAUGUUAGAUGAAAAUAAAAUAAUUGCUAUGGAAAUAUAACCAGCAGGUAAUGAAGGAUAAGCAGCAGAACCAGUUGAAUUAAAUCUUACACCUCCAGAGAAAAAAAGAAUUCUUAAAAUUAAACCUAAAGGUUAAUAAGAGACAAAAGUAUUUGGUAGUAGUUCUUAACAUGAAAAUCCAUAACCUUAUUAAAGAAAAAGUGUUGUUCAUAAUACUAUGAAAGUUUAAAAUCCUUUUUAGAGAUCAACAGGGAGAGCUUCAACUGUAAUUAAACCAAAUACUUUCCAAAGUUCUUAAAGUCUUAAACCAACAACUUAACUUGCGUAAUUAUUUAUUUCAAAUUUAAAUAGUCGUGGUUCAUUAUAAAAUAUUUCAGUUCCAUUUGGAUUGCAAUAACCAAAAACUAAUACCAAAAAAUAGACUACGAAAAUAAAAGAAGCUUAAGAAAAAUCAAAUUCGUAGAGUAAAUAACAUAGUUAAACUCCAUUAUCUUAAUCUUAUGUAUUAAUAUAAUUUAAUUUAAUUAGGCAACAAUAAGUUAAAAUUAAUCCUAAGCAUCCAUUUAGAAAUAAAUGUCAUAAGAACAAUUAGCACAAAUAUAAAAGAAUAAAAUAGCAUCCUAAUUUAAAAGAAUGGGAUCAGUGUAAUUAUCUGGAGCAUUCAAAAAAUCAUGAUAUAAAUUUAUAUUAAUA